UUCCUCCCUCCCUUCCUUCCUCCCUCCCUCCCUCCCUCCCUCCCUCCCUCCCUCCCUUCCUUCCUUCCUUCCUUCCUUCCUUCCUUCCUUCCUUCCUCCCUUCCUUCCUUCAGAGUCCGGGCCUGCGGCCUCCUCCUCCUCCGCCUCCUUCGGAGGAAACGGGAUUUUUGGCUGAGAAUUUCGGUGUAGAGCCUGUGGAGGGAUUUCCUUCCCUUGAAAGAAAGAAGAGGAGGAAAAACAUCUUGGAUACGGUUGGGUUCUUCACCAGAGUGGUUCCAAUAUGGAGAGACCCAACUCACGUGGGCCUGAAGCAGGACCUGGGGGCAGUGGGGAGUCCUGGGAAAGAACCAGACAUGAGUCCCUGAGUGUGGACCUUGACAGCUCGGACACACAGCGCCAGCGCUUCAGGCAGUCCUCCUACCAAGAGGGUGAAGGACCCAGAGGGGUUUGCAGUCGUCUCCACGAUCUGUGCCGCCAGUGGCUGAAGCCAGAGCAGCACACCAAGGCCGAGGUGCUGGACCUGGUGACCCUGGAGCAGUUCCUGAGCAUCCUGCCCCCAGAGAUGGGGAGCUGGGUCCGAGAGUGUGGGGCAGAGACCUGUUCCCAGGCGGUGGCCCUGGCGGAAGGCUUCCUCCUGAGUCGGGCCGAGGACAAGGAGCAGGAAGGACAGGCUCAUAACAAUAACUCCAUGGAAGUCCCUGCACCAGAGGAAUCUCCACCAGACACCACCCAGAGUCUCAGGCAGAAGGAGCUGAAGCGGGAAGGAGACGGGGCUGCCGCCUUGCAGGGUGAGAAGGAACUCUUCUGGGAGUUUUGGGGGUUUGUGCUUCAGGAGGAUGUUAAAUAAAUAAAAUUAUUGUUGUACUUGUUGUUGUUAUAUGUAGGCAUUGGGUUGCUAACAGUGUGAUUUCAGUUCGAUUUGUAGUUUUCCUUCUUGCAAUAGGACUAAAUAUUCAGCCCUUCAGUGUCUUCCCAGGUGGGACCUAAGCUGAGCUGAGCCCUGAAACUGAGCUGGAAGAUAAACAGACAGCAAAGGAUCACUUUAGUCAAUUGAAACACCAUGCCCAGUGCUAGUUUCAAUUGAACAUCCUCACAGCACUGUUGCGAGAUAAAGUCCUAAACCCUAACAUCGUACAUCUUCUUGGGCUGUUGAAUGCGCCUGUGUUCUUAGGGUCGUUUCCUCAUCGGUCUCUUUAUAGGACUGCAAUGGUCACCUCUGAGGCUUGUUUCUGUGACCAGCUUUCCACCCCUUGCUCUCUCUCCAGGGUCUGGAAUGAUGCUGUUGCCGAAUCCUCAGCCGUUUCUCCCCCUUUGCGAUGGAGUGGGACUGAGUCAGGGCCCAAUCGCCUUUGAGGACGUGGCUGUGGAUUUCUCCCUGGAGGAGUGGGUUCUCCUGAAUCCUGACCAGAAAGCCUUGCACAAGCAGGUCAUGGAGGAGAUGAAUGGGAUUGUGGCCUCUCUCGUAGGUAACGGGGAGAAGAGCCAUUUAUGCAUCAAAUGCAGGAAGCAUUUGGGACUCAACGGGGGCCUUCGUAGACACCAGCAAGCCCACAGAGAAGAUGGAGGUUCUGCCAUAGAAAGGCCCAACAAAUGCAAUGUAUGUGGGCAAUGUUUUACUCAAAAUGUGGCACUUGUGCUUCACAGGACACUCGAUGUUGGGAAAAGCCAUUUUAAAUGGAAAGUAUCAGCAAAAUGUGUGGUGAAAUACGAGAAAUUUCACACAGGUCAGGACCCAUACAGAUGCCAGGAGUGUGGGAAGUGUUUUGCUUCCUGUUCAGCCUUGGUGAGGCACAAAAGACUCCACACAGGAGAGAAACCAUACCAAUGCCAGGAGUGUGGGAAAUGUUUUGCUUCCAGUUCAGCCUUGGUGAGCCACAAAAGACUUCACACAGGAGAGAAGCCAUACCAAUGCCAGGAGUGCGGGAAAUGUUUUGCUGACAGUUCAGCAUUGGUGAGCCACAAAAGACUUCACACAGGAGAGAAGCCAUACCAAUGCCAGGAGUGUGGGAAAGGUUUUGCUUCUAGUUCAAACUUGGCGAGCCACAAAAGACUACACACAGGAGAGAAGCCAUACCAAUGCCAGCAGUGUGGGAAAUGUUUUGCUUCCAGUUCAGACUUGGCGAGGCACAAAAGAAGCCACACAGGAGAGAAGCCAUACCAGUGCGAGGAGUGUGGGAAAUGUUUUGCUUCCAGUUCAAACUUAGUGAGCCACAAAAGACUCCACACAGGAGAGAAGCCAUACCAAUGCCAGCAGUGUGGGAAAUGUUUUGCUUCCAGUUCAGACUUGGCGAGGCACAAAAGAAGUCACACAGGAGAGAAGCCAUACCAAUGCCAGGAGUGUGGGAAAUAUUUUGUUUCCUGUUCAGCCUUGAUAACGCACAAAAGACUUCACACAGGAGAGAAGCCAUACGAAUGCGGUGAGUGUGGAAAAUGUUUUACUCAGAGUUCAUCCCUUGACCGGCACCAGAGAACACAUACAGGCUAAAAAAAACAGCCAUUGUGUAAUCCCCCAGCCCUUCUUUUCGCCGUUCUGCCGUUAACGGUCAUUCCCGAGACCCGCCAAUGGGAAUCCGCCUUCCUCCCUGACGUCAUCCGUUUCCGGGCAGAAUCCCCCAGCCCUUCUCUUCGCCGUUCUGCCGUUAACGGUCCUUCCCGGGAUCCGCCAAUGGGGAUCGGGCUCCGUCUGGCCGCGUCACCGGUCUCCAGGCAGACCCUGCCUGAGGGUCACGGUCGUUUCCUCAUCGGUCUCUUUAUAGGACUGCAAUUGUCACCUCUGAGGCCUGUUUCUGUGACCAGCUUUCCACCCCUUGCUCUCUCUCCAGGGUCUGGAAUGAUGCUGUUGCCGAAUCCUCAGUCGUUUCUCCCCCUUUGCGAUGGAGUGGGACUGAGUCAGGGCCCAAUCGCCUUUGAGGACGUGGCUGUGGAUUUCUCCCUGGAGGAGUGGGUUCUCCUGAAUCCGGACCAGAAAGCCUUGCACAAGCAGGUCAUGGAGGAGAUGAAUGGGAUUGUGGACUCUCUCGUAAAUAACGGGGAGAAGAACCAUGUAUGCACCGAAUGCAGGAAGCAUUUGGGAUACAACAGGAUCCUUCUUCGAGACCAGAAAGCCCACAGAGAAGAUGGAGAUUUUUCCAGAGAAAGGCCUGACAAAUGCAAUGUAUGUGGGCAAUGUUUUACCCAAAAUGUGGCACUUCAUAAGACACUCGAUGCUGGGAAAUGCCAUCUUAAAGGGAAAGUAUCUGCAAAAUGUGUGGUGAAACACGAGAAAAUUCACACAGGACAGGAACCAUACAGAUGCCAAGAGUGUGGGAAGUGUUUUGCUUACAGUUCACAAUUGGUGAGGCACAAGAGACUCCACACAGGAGAGAAGCCAUAUCUAUGCCAGGAGUGUGGAAAACGUUUUGCUUCCAGUUCAGGCUUGGUGAGCCACGAAAGACUCCACACAGGAGAGAAGCCAUAUCUAUGCCAGGAGUGUGGAAAACGUUUUGCUUCCAAUUCAGCCUUGGUAAGGCACAAAAGACUCCACACAGGAGAGAAACCAUACCAAUGCCAGGAGUGUGGGAAAUGUUUUGCUUCCAGGUCAGACUUGCUGAAACACCAAAGACAGCACACAGGAGAGAAACCAUACCAAUGUCAGGAGUGUUGGAAAUGUUUUGCUUCCAGUUCAGCCUUGGUGAGCCACAAAAGAAUCCACACAGGAGAGAAACCACACAAAUGCCAGGAGUGUGGGAAAUGUUUUGCUUCCCGUUCAGCCUUGGUGAGCCACAAAAGGCACCACACAGGAGAGAAGCCAUACCAAUGCCAGGAGUGUGGAAAAUGUUUUGUUUCCUGUUCAGCUUUGGUGAGCCACAAAACACUCCACACAGGAGAGAAACCAUACCAAUGCCAGCAGUGUGGGAAAUGUUUUGCUUCCAGUUCAGCCUUGGUGAGGCACAAAAGACUCCACACUGGGGAGAAGCCAUACCAAUGCCAGCAGUGUGGGAAAUGUUUUGCUUACAGUUCAGACUUGUUGAAGCACAAAAGACACCAUACAGGAGAGAAGCCAUACAAAUGCCAGGAGUGUGGGAAAUGUUUUGCUGAGAGUUCAGCCUUGGUGAGGCACAAACGACUUCACACAGGAGAGAAGCUAUACAAAUGCCAGGAGUGUGGGAAAUGUUUUGCUUCCAGUUCAAACUUGGUGAGCCACAAAAGACUCCACACAGGAGAGGAUACUUUUUCUGAGUCCAUGCCUAGGUCCCCAGGGGACAUGCAGAAACCCAAAGGUCGUUUCCUCAUGGGUUUCUUUAUAGGACUGCAAUGGUCACCUCUGAGGCCUGUUUCUGUGACCAGCUUUCCACCCCUUGCUCUCUCUCCAGGGUCUGGAAUGAUGCUGUUGCCGAAUCCUCAGCCGUUUCUCCCCCUUUGCGAUGGAGUGGGACUGAGUCAGGGCCCAAUCGCCUUUGAGGACGUGGCUGUGGAUUUCUCCCUGGAGGAGUGGGUUCUCCUGAAUCCGGAUCAGAAAGCCUUGCACAAGCAGAUCAUGGAGGAGAUGAAUGGGAUUGUGGACUCUCUUGUAGAUAACGGAGAGAAGAGCCAUGUAUACACUGAAUGCAGGAAGCAUUUGGGACACAACGGGGGCCUUCAUCGAUACCAGCAAGCCCACAGAGAAGAUGGAGGUUCUGCCAGAGAAAGGCCUGACAAAUGCAAUGUAUGUGGGCAAUGUUUUACCCAAAAUGUGGCACUUGUGCUUCACAGGACACUCGAUGCUGGGAAAAGCCAUCUUAAAGGGAAAGUAUCAGCAAAAUGUGUGGUGAAAGAUGAAAGAUUUCAUGCAGGUCAGGAACCAUACAGAUGCCAGGAGUAUGGGAAGUGUUUUGCUUACAGUUCACAAUUGGUGAGCCACAAAAGAGUCCACACAGGAGAGAAGCUAUACAGAUGUGAGGAUUGUGGGAAAUGUUCUGCUUCCCAUUCAAACUUGUUGAGGCACAAAAGAGUCCACACAGGAGAGAAGCCAUACCAAUGCCAGGAGUGUGGGAAAUGUUUUGCUUCCAGUUCAAACUUGGUGAAACACAAAAGAUGCCACACAGGAGAGAAGCCAUACCAAUGCCAUGAGUGUGGGAAAUGUUUUGCUGACAGUUCAACCUUGGUGAGCCACAAAAGACUCCACACAGGAGAGAAGCCAUAUCAAUGCCAAGAGUGUGGGAAAUGUUUUGCUUCCAGUUCAAACUUGGUGAAACACAAAAGAUGCCACACAGGAGAGAAGCCAUACCAAUGUCAGGAGUGUGGGAAAUGUUUUGCUGACAAUUCAAUCUUGGUGAGCCACAAAAGAAUCCACACAGGAGAGAAGCCGUACAAAUGCCAGGAGUGUGGGAAAUGUUUUGCUUCCAGUUCACACUUGGUGAGGCACAAAAGAUGCCACACUGGAGAGAAGCCAUACCAAUGCCAGGAGUGUGGGAAAUCUUUUACUGAGAGUUCAACUUUGAUGAUCCACAAAAGAAUCCACACAGGAGAGAAACCAUACAAAUGCCAUGAAUGUGGAAAAUGUUUUUCUCAGAGUUCAUCCCUUAACCUGCACCAGAGAACACAUACUGGCAACAAAAAACAGCCAUCGUGGGUAAAUGUCUGAUUUCAAACAGGACCCUUUGAGAAGUUCUGCGUCAGAUUUGGUGGAGUCCCCGUUCUUGUCAUUUGAACCUGUAAGUUGGAGGUCUGUUCUCUGGAGCAGCAGAAAGAAAGCUCUGUGUGACAGUCCUUCAGAGCAGUGGUUCUCAACCUGUGGGUCCACAGAUGUUUUGGCCUUCAACUCCCAUAAAUUCUAACAGCUGGUAAACUGGCUACUGGUUGAUGGUUGUUGUUCUUACGUUGUUGUGAUGUUUGUUGUUUGGUUUAAUUGGUUUAAUGAUUGAAAAUAUAAUUGUAUAUUCAUUGUGCUAUAUUUUAUUCUGUUUUUGCUGGGCGUAGUCCCCACGUAAGCUGCCCCGAGUCCCUUCGGGGAGAUGGUGGCGGGAUGUAAAAAAAAAGUUGUUGUUGUUGUUAUUAUCAUCUAUACACAUGAUAAAAGUGAAAAUCUGUAUGUGUGUAUAUGGCAGGGAUGUCCAUUUACACAGACAGGCUCCCACGUCCACAAAUAGCCAUAGCUCCCACUACGCAGGAGAAACCAGUGGCCCUUCCUCCAACGAUAUUGCCGGUUAUAGCGAGUGCUGAGAAAAUGCCCAAGCGCCCUGCCAAUGUCAUCCACAAACACCAUCCUGCCCUCCACCCAAGGGAAGCUUUCAUACAAGGACAAUUUCCUUCUACAUCUUCUGUUUUUUCUCCACCAGACACCCCAGUGUUUCUGACUCUCUCCAUUGGUGUGGAAUUUGCAUGACCCCGCCCACUGCCUCUCCCAUAACCCUUCCCUAGUAUGUAUGUUUCUAGUAGGUUCAACAAUUUUAUUCAUUUCGUGUCAAAAGCAUUGGACAACAAAUACAUUUCAAAAUGAUGGGAAAAAAGGAAAUCACAAGCAACUAAAUAGUUUUGGACCAAAAGCGAGCAACAGCAACCGCAUUGUCCGUAGCUUUAAACAGCUCCUCCUCCGUACAUGAGGCAGGGCAUUGUGGGCAAGCAUACAUAUGUGGAGUUGUUUGUUCAGCUCCACAGUCACACAAGGUGGAGGAUUCCUCCAGGUAGUGCCACCUUGCCAGGUUCCCUUUGGAUCUGCCCACUCCGCUUCUGAGUCUGUUCAGGGACUUCCAAGUUGCCCAUUCUUGGUUUGCCCUGGAGGAAGGAAGACCCUCUUGGGGGGCCAUCCAGUCAGAAUUGCCAGGUUUAGCUGCCCAGAGGGACACCCUUGUUGCUGCUGGAGGAACAUCAAGAGGAGGGAGUGGUGGUUCUCAUGAAGCCCUUCCUUGAUUUGAGUCUGGUGGGAGGAGGGUGAUAGUCAUGCAGUGGGUGGCUUUCACAAUGUUCGACCUUAUUUCUCUCACCGUUAGCAGCAACUUCCCGUCGCACGUCAGGAGGGGCAAUGCCAGCUAACUUGUAGAGUUUAUCAACAGGUGUCGGUUUAAGGCAUCCCGUGAUGCUUCUGCAUGUUUCAUUCAGUGCUAUGUCCACCUGCUUCGCAUGGGCAGACUUGUGCCAGACAGGACAGGCAGACUCUGCCGGUGAGAAAGACAAGGCCAGGGCUGAUGUUCUUAUUACUUGUGGGUCUGCUCCCCAUACGCUGCCAAUCAGUUUCCGCAGGAUGUUAUUGCGUGCAGCUACUUUGUGCUUGGUGUUCAUGCAGUGUUUCCUAUAUGUUAGUGUUCGAUCUAAGGUGACACCAAGGUAUUUAGGAUGGAAACAGUGUUCGAGCUCUUGGCCUUCCCAAGUCACUUUCAGUUUCCUGUUGGCUUCACGGUUACGUAGGUGGAAAGCACACUUGUGUCUUGGCAGGGUUGGGCUUCAGGUGGUUCUCUUUGUAGUAGCUGGAGAGGUCUUUCAAGGCAUUGGUGAGUUGCUUUUCAACUGUUUCAAAAUCUUUUGCUUGUGUUGUAAGGCCAAGGUCAUCAGCAUAUAUAAAGCUCUUUGUGAGCAGUGGUUGUGGCUGAUCGUUCGUGAAGAUAUUAAACAAGGUUGGUGCAAGAACGCUGCCUUGGGGUAAACCAUUCUUUUGCCUCCUCCAUCUGCUUUUCUGGCCCUGAAACUCCACAUAGAAGCUGCGGUUUUCCAGGAGGGUCUGGACAGUUUUUGUAAAGUCAAAGUCCUGGGUGAUAUGGUAGACUUUAUGCAGCAUUUUUCUAUGUUGCACCGUGUCAUAGGCUGCCGUAAGGUCCACAAAGACUGUUCCCGUGAUGCAGCCUUUCUCGUAGCCUUCCUCGAUAUGCUCAGUCAGAUGAAGAAUUUGACCUGUACAGUUUUUCCCUGGUCUGAAACCUGCUUGUUGUGCAGCAAUUGUGCAGCAAAAUGUUCAACAAUUGAACAUACUAGAGAGAGAAAUUUGGGGAGAAUUCACCAUCAUUUAUAGGACUUGUUGAGAUUGGGAUGUAUAGUCCACCUGCAAUCUAAGAACACUCUGAUCUCCACCUGGAAGUAACUUGGCACAAAAAAGAAAAUGGGUUCACCUGGAACUACAAAGACAAGUAUCCACUAUUACAGUAAUACAGAAAUCGUUUUAGAUGUCAUUAAACCUAAAUUUAGUUCAAUACAUCAAUAUGAAUAUAGAUACAAAAGGCGCUGCUAAACAAUCAAAGGACUGUUACAUUCACAGUAAAAACAAUAUUUUUCUCUUGAAGGAUGAAUUUACUCCUCUUCUCAUGAACAAUAAAUGUUCUUUAGUUCUUUAAUUGUUCCAAAUACACAAAUUGAGUCCUCUUCUUAUAUAUAAUAAUUGUUCUUGUUUCUUUAUUAUGGAUAGUAGACUCCAAAACCACAACCUGUUUCAACCCAAAAGAGUCUUCAUCAGGUGGAUUGUAGUCUUUUUUUCAGUUUUUUUUUCGAGUUUUUUAAUGUGAAUCCUAUAGGGAACAUAUAUAGUGGCUACAAGUUAUUUACAAUACAUAUAGUUACAUGAGACAUACACGAUGCAUAACAAAGAUAAUGUAAAAGUCAUACUCACAGAAAGAUCUAUAUUUUAACAUGCAUACUCUGCAAGCAGUUUGAUUCCAAUGCGAGUAUGAAGCUGAGUAACUCAUUUCACUCUCAAAUGGCAAGCACAAUGGUCAGGUGGUUGUAAAGUAAUGUAGUUGCCGUUACUCCAGAGUCACAUUUAAAGGAAGAUUUUCAAUCUUUACAAGAAACAGUCAUAGGAGUUGGUGUUGUUCAACCCCUUGGGAUGUUCCGUUUGGAGUGUGAAAAUCCAAAAAGAUUCACGCUGUAGGAGCUUCGUCUGGAAAUCUAUGCCUUUGGAGGGUGUGACAACUUCUAGAACCUGGACCCAGAGUGAAUCAGGAUUAUGUUUUAAAUCUUCAAAAUGUUUAUAAAAAAUCGAAUCAGUAGAAUAUUUCCUAAUCUUACUUUUGUGUUCUGUAAUACGGACUUUGACUUCCCUGCUUGUUUGGCCGAUAUACAUAAGGGAGCAGGGACAUGUGAUGGCAUAGAUUACCCCCUCAGUGGAGCAAGUGGCGAAAUGGUUUAUUUUAUAUUGAAAUUUAAUGUGAUGAUCCUUAAAAAACUUGGCCUGUACGAAUUGUGGGCAUAUAGAACAAUGAUGACAAGCGAAAUUACCCACCAAGUUGGAUUUGGUAAUGUGUUGUGUGGAAUCUAAAUCUGAAUGAAUCAAAAUGUCUUUGAUAUUUUGUGUUCUCCUGUGGGCGAUAAGAGGGGCAUGUUCACAACCUGGUACGUCACUUACCAAAUUCCAGUAUUUUCUCACUGUUUUUAUUACAUGUUUAGAUAAAUUGGUCAAUGUAAGAGGCCACACUACUCUGUUGUCUCUAGGUCUCAUCUUGUCAUUUAAUAUAGUGGUUCUUGAGACUCUACUUACUUUGUCACCUUUAUUUAUAAAUUGAUUUUUCAAUGCUUAUUUAUUUAUUUAUUACAGUAUUUAUAUCCCGCCCUUCUCACCCAACAGGGGACUCAGGGCGGCUUACAAUAAAACACAUAUAUAAAAUUGUACAAUGCACUAUAAAACAGUUAAAAUUAUUAACUUUUCAAAUUAUGUUUUCAAAUUAUAUUCAAAGUCUUGUGGCAGGGUACAAUUACCCUUAACAUCUGUGCAAACGACAUGGGUUUUGGGGGGAAUUAUUUAUUAUUAUUAUUAUUAUUAUUAUUAUUAUUAUUAUUAUUAUUAAACUUUAUUUGUACCCCGCUAGCAUCUCCUGAAGGACUCGAUGCGGCUUACAAAGGCCAAGGCCUCAACACACAAUAUAACAAUACAAAUAAAGGCAAAUUAAAAGAAUUGACCUUGAUUUAGGGAGUUGUAGUUCUCUACAUCCAAAAACCACUGUGAACCCAGCCUACGAUGGCACACAGACCCAACAUAUCCAACUUUGAAUACUGAUGGCAGUUUGGGGAUGACUGAGCUAGGAAUCCGGGAGCUGACCAACUUUGGAUACAGGCAGGCUUUGGGAAUGGUAGGUCACCCAUAUCAUCAUCAAAUUGUUGAAGUGGGAGUGAUUGUAUAUAGAGUUGUUUAAAUGUAAUUGAGUUAUAGUGAUGCAAUGUGAGCUGGAGAUUGCAUCAUGCACUGUCUGCUGUCCGCUAUGCUAGUGUGUAAAGAGUUAACUGUGUAUUGCAUCAGACAGCAGAGGUGGUUUUAAAUAGCUCCCUGUGUUAUCUCUCUGCUCUCUGCCUAUCUUCACUCUGUCUGUAUAUAUCGUCUUGUGGAUUUCCGUUUAUAAUUAAACCUUUUAUAGAUAGCCAAAA
This is a messenger RNA of Anolis carolinensis (green anole), 10299 nucleotides long. RefSeq names its product zinc finger protein 208. Gene Ontology annotation, molecular function: RNA polymerase II cis-regulatory region sequence-specific DNA binding; DNA-binding transcription factor activity, RNA polymerase II-specific. Gene Ontology annotation, cellular component: nucleus. The transcript has 12 exons. Lineage: Eukaryota; Metazoa; Chordata; Lepidosauria; Squamata; Anolidae. The record is from RefSeq and is a predicted model, not a curated record. Gene Ontology annotation, biological process: regulation of transcription by RNA polymerase II.